AAUCAUUUCUAUCAUCCAAUCAUCCUCUGUCCCACUAAAAAAACCCCUCUUUCUCGCAGUCUCCCACACAAGGACGCCCAAAAUCACUAUUUUCAAUUUCUACAUAAAAAUCCGAUUGAAAUUACGAUCCCUCUCUUUGAAUUGUGAUUUAUCGCAGUGUGUCCCGAGCUAAUUGAUUCAAAUUAUAGUUCAAGAUUUUCAUUUGAGUCGAUAAACAAUUUAAGCCAUCGGCUGCAUUGUCAUGCUGAAUGUUGCUUCCGGCUGGUGGGAUUGGGAUGACUUCUACAAUGGAUGAGAUGAACUUGAUCCAACAGGCUCAGAGGCAUCAUCUUGUUCGGGAACUUGGUGAAGAGAUUGAUUUGGAAAUAGGCCCCGGAGAUGAUGAACAUUCUUUUGUGCAUAACUCUCUUCUUGGUGUUCAAUCGCACGAGCCCUCUGGCAAAGACCUUGCAGACAACAAGCUUAUGAUGAGUUCUCAGCUAUCUAAUGAGGAUCAGGAUUUGUCGAAGGCCCAAUCUGCGAAAAGGAAGAAGAAGGUCGUUAAAAGAUGGAGGGAAGAGUGGGCUGAUACGUAUAAGUGGGCGUACGUUGAUGUCAAGGAUGGAACACCAAGGAUAUUCUGUUCCGUGUGUAGAGAGUAUGGCAGGAAGCAUAGAAGAAACCCUUAUGGAAACGAAGGGAGUAGGAAUAUGCAGAUGAGUGCUCUGGAGGAGCAUAAUAAUAGCUUGCUUCACAAAGAGGCUCUUCGCCUACAGCAAGCCUCUAAAGAGAAAUUAGUCAUUGACAAACCCAUUUUUGUGAAAGCUCUCAUGUCAAAAACAGCUGGAUCUAUUGUUGAGGCUGCACUUAGAAGAGAUCCUCAUGAAGCCGAGUUCAUUCAAUCUGUGCAAGAAGUGGUUCAUUCUCUAGAGAGAGUAAUUUCAAAAAAUUCCAACUCUGUAAAUACCAUGGAACGGCUUUUAGAGCCUGAGCGUACAGUUAUUUUCCGGGUUCCAUGGAUCGACGAUAGGGGUGAAACACAUGUCAACCGUGGAUAUCGUGUUCACUUUAAUCAGGCACUUGGUCCAUGCAGGGGCGGCCUACGCUUCCAUCCAUCGAUGACCUUGAGCAUUGCAAAAUUUCUCAGCUUUGAACAGACCUUUAAAAAUGCUUUAUCUCCAUACAGACUUGGAGGCUCUUCGGGUGGAAGUGAUUUUGAUCCUAAGGGAAAAAGUGACAAUGAGAUCAUGAGGUUUUGCCAGAGCUUCAUGAAUGAGCUAUACCGCUAUCUCGGUCCCGACAAGGAUCUCCCUUCAGAGGAGAUGGGCGUCGGUACUCGUGAAAUGGGCUAUUUGUAUGGACAAUAUAGACGUCUGACCGGGCAUUCUCAGGGAAGUUUUACCGGGCCUAGAGUAAACUGGCCUGGCUCCAGCCUCAGAACGGAAGCUACUGGCUAUGGAUUGGUAUUCUUCGCUCAACUUAUGCUUGCUGACAUGAAUAAAGAACUAAAAGGACUAAGAUGUGCAGUUAGUGGUUCUGGAAAGAUAUCAAUGCAUGUGCUGGAGAAGCUUAUUGCUUAUGGCGCACUUCCUAUAACAGUCUCAGAUUCAAAAGGUUAUUUGGUGGAUGAGGAUGGGUUUGAUUUCAUGAAAAUAUCUUUCUUGAGGGACAUUAAAGCUCAGAAUCGAAGUUUGAGAGACUAUUCGAAGACUUAUGCUCGUUCAAAGUACUAUGAUGAGUCCAAGCCUUGGAAUGAAACGUGUGAUGUUGCAUUUCCUUGCGCUUCCCAAAAUGAGAUUGACCAGUCUGAUGCUAUCAACUUGGUCAAUUCAGGAUGCCGCAUACUUGUAGAAGGAUCGAAUAUGCCUUGUACACCGGAAGCGGUUGAUGUCUUAAGGAAGGCCAAUGUCUUAGUAGCUCCUUCUAUGGCUGCCGGAGUGGGUGGGGUAGUAGCCGGGGAACUUGAACUAAAAGAGUGCAACUUGAAUUGGUCACCUGAAGAUUUUGAAUCCAAACUACAGGAAGCAAUGAAGCAAACCUACCAGAGAGCACUCAAAUCAGCAGCUGAUUUCGGUUACCAGAAAGAAAGCCCCGAGUCGUUGGUGCACGGAGCUGCCAUCUCUGCUUUCCUGACAAUCGCGAGCAGCAUGGCCGACCAAGGAUGUGUAUAAUAGGCCGCUGCUCAUGGCCACAAAACUUCGCUCCCCUGAUCGUUUUCCGGCCUUGAAGGUCGAAGACCGGAGAAGUAGAGAAUCACUUGAUUGUAAAUUGUGUUUCAUAGCUACAUUAGACUGGUUAUAGCUACUCGGAUUUGGCCAUCAAUUGUUUUAAUGGAAAUAAAAAAUCAUAAUCCCUCAACAAAUUA
This is a messenger RNA of Salvia hispanica, 2344 nucleotides long. RefSeq names its product Amino acid dehydrogenase family protein. Gene Ontology annotation, cellular component: cytosol. The record is from RefSeq and is a predicted model, not a curated record. Gene Ontology annotation, molecular function: L-glutamate dehydrogenase (NADP+) activity. Lineage: Eukaryota; Viridiplantae; Streptophyta; Magnoliopsida; Lamiales; Lamiaceae.